Elaeis guineensis (African oil palm) is the source of this 1325-nucleotide messenger RNA. RefSeq lists its product as uncharacterized. The record is from RefSeq and is a predicted model, not a curated record. Lineage: Eukaryota; Viridiplantae; Streptophyta; Magnoliopsida; Arecales; Arecaceae.
AGAUUCACUGCCAUUUUCCCUCGCAUCCCGCGGGAUACGCUGUGAUCAUUUCAAUUCCCGCUACCCAAUCAGUCUCUCUCUUUCUGUCCUUCUCUGCCUGAAAAAUCCUCGCCUUCCUUCCUUUUCCGCACGGCAUUUGGACGUCAAAUCGAAUCAAGUCGAGACUCGAGUCGCAUUCCCCUGCUCGCGGCCUCUAAACAAGCCGAGAUAGGAGGAAGGAAGUCGAACGGAGGAAAUCUCGCGUUAGAGAAUCCCAUCCUUCGGUCCCGCGAUCGAUUUCUAGCAACUUUCUCUUUUCUUUACGAGCUUCCUGGUGGAUUUCGAUCGAAUUCGAGUCGGUUGGUACGUGAGAUUAAUCUCUGUUCUUGGAAUUAUCGGAGCAUCAGUUCGUUUUGAUUUGGGGAAAUCAAAACUGUUUCAUUCGAUUUCUUCCGCUAUCUUGUUACCACAAAGAGCUCAGAAAAAAGUAUAAAUUCUAGGGUUUUUCUUUGUGACGGAUCAGUCCUUGUGCAUGACACGCAGCCGUAUUGUGAUCGAUCGAUUCGCCAGCAAUGGUUGAUUGCCGGAGCCUGAUCGAGUUCUGCAGAGCUUACCAGCAGCGCCGGAUCAUGGCGGCGGACUCCAACAACCAAAACCACCCCCUCACGAAGGGGAGCAAGCCCUCGAACCCUCUGUCCCAUCCUUUCUGCGAGCACUCGGUUUUCUCUGUCAUCGACGUCGUGAUGCUGCUCCUGGUUCUCGUCGCCCUCGGUGUUCUCACCCUCCCAUGCUUCAAGUUUAUCUUCCAUGGAGCCUCCGAGCUCGUGCCCGUAACCUAUGACCUCAUCGGCGAUGUCAUUUAUCACGCCCCGGUCGCGUAUGCUGCCGCAUUCGUUCUGAUGCUCGUCACUGCGCUCGCCGUGUGGGAGAUUUUGUUCAAGUCGAGGAAAUGUGGGAACCCAUACUGCAAAGGUCUCCGCAAGGCAGCUGAAUUCGACAUCCAGCUCGAGUCGGAGAAGUGUGUGAAAUGCUUGCCGCCUGCGAUGGAGGAGGUGUUGCGGGGCCGCCCGUUGGAUCUCGGAGAGGAUCACAAGGAAUUGGAAGCUGAGCUCAAGAAGAUGGCGCCCACGAAUGGCCGUACUGUUCUUAUUCUUCGCGCACCUUGUGGAUGCCCGGAGGGCAGAAUGGAAGUUUGGGGGCCUAAGAAAGUUCGUAGAAUUAAGAAGUAGCCCGUCUUACAUUUCUUGUUUACUGUUAUUUGGUUCUUUCAUAGUAAUAAGCUGUGAACCCUGGAUUAUAAUAAUAUGCCAGUCGUUUAUAACUCAUAUUCCUUCAUGUUGAAUUUG